Molecule: messenger RNA, 807 nt
Organism: Babesia sp. Xinjiang
Lineage: Eukaryota; Apicomplexa; Aconoidasida; Piroplasmida; Babesiidae
Exons: 1
Coding region: 1-807 (268 amino acids)
Source: RefSeq, a predicted model, not a curated record
AUGUCGCAGGAUGAUUCCGUUAGGAAUGAAGAGCGUUCGACAUUAAUGUGUAAGCGUCGUCUGUUCGUGUUAGAUAAGUCACAUAAUGAGAUCUACAUAACAUCUCGAUCUCCACUUUGUGUAUAUUAUAAGCGUGCUAUAUAUUUAUUGCGUUGGCAAUUAUCUCGAUUCCCUGAACUGUGCACAAGCCGUUUUGUACGUGAGAACCAGUUGAACAAGAAAACUGGCGUCUUGGGUAACCGUGCCAAGCUUUUAGCUCAGCACACUGAGUCUAACUCUAUCUCGUGUGAUACCACUUCUAUCUCAUCGGUGCUAUCUAAGCGUCAUGAGCCCGAGAUAGACACUUGUGGCUCGGGUGUGAUCUUGUAUGGCACGGGUCGUUGUGUGACCCGUGCUCUUUAUGUGUUACAAGAUAUCUAUGAUUACGUAAAGGAUCUUUAUAUUGAAGCUCAAUCUCGUUUUCGUGGUUGUUUUUUUCGAGUACUGUGCGAUGAAUGUUCCAUUUCAGCCCAGUGUAUUUCCGAAGGUCGUGUGAAGCACGGGCUUGAAGCAAGUUGCGCCGAGUGUGAUUCAUGUACAAACGCUGCUUUAGAGACCGCUGUGAAAAGGAUUUUACGUGUUGAGAUUACUACGGGCACUGUUUCUUGCAGUGAUGAUGUCUAUAGUUACAGUGCAGAAAAGGACGAUUUAUCAUCUUUUCCAGGCCCUUUUAAUCCAUUGGAUUCAUUAGAUACUGAAGUUUCAGUGUCCAAACGUGAGCGUAUGGUUUCAUCUAUUCGUAUUUCUAUUCGUGUAGUUGGUACUUAG